Messenger RNA from Colletotrichum truncatum, 1392 nucleotides. NCBI's taxonomy places the organism in Eukaryota, Fungi, Ascomycota, Sordariomycetes, Glomerellales, Glomerellaceae. The record is from RefSeq and is a predicted model, not a curated record.
AUGAGAGGCUUCCUCAAGAUCGCGGCGGGCGCGGCAUGCCUGCUAGGAGGCCGGCUCGCCGAUGCUGCUGUUAAAGUCGACUUUAGCAAUGACCAAUCCAUUAAAGACGGUGCGAGUACGAUUGCAUUUGGUCUGUUGAAAUACUACACAGGAAACAACACCGGUGAUGUGCCAGGAAACCUGCCAGAUCCUUAUUUUUGGUGGGAGGCCGGAGCGAUGUUCGGGACCAUGGUGGAUUACUGGCUGUUGACCGGGGACUCGACUUACAACGACGUUACGAUGCAGGCCCUGCUCCACCAGGCCGGCGAGGAUGCCGAUUUCAUGCCAAGAAACCAGACGAGAACCGAGGGAAACGACGACCAAGGAUUUUGGGCGAUGGCAGCGAUGAGUGCAGCUGAGAACAACUUUCCGAAUCCGCCAAAGGACCAGCCCCAGUGGCUGGCACUCGCCCAGGCUGUGUUCAACCAGUAUGUCAGCCGUUGGGACAUGGAGACGUGCGGCGGUGGGUUGCGGUGGCAGAUCUUCACCUUCAACAAUGGCUUCAAUUACAAAAACUCGAUUUCGAACGGUUGCUUCUUCAACAUCGCGGCUCGACUGGCACGUUUCACGGGUAACCAAACGUACGCCGAAUGGGCGGAAAGGGUGUUUGACUGGGAAGUCAGCGUCGGCCUGAUCACGCCGGACUUCAAGAUCUACGACGGCGCCACGGUCGACAACGGCAAGAAUUGCAAGGAUAAGGACACGAUUCAGUGGUCGUACAACGCGGGCAUCUUCCUGCAUGGGUCUGCUGUCAUGUACAACUUCACCAGGGACAAGAGAUGGAUGACCCGGACCGAGGGUAUUCUCACCGAAGCGACAGGCCUCUUUUUCAACCAAAGCGCCAUGACCGAGCAGGCCUGCGAACCAUUCAAGCUUUGCGACAACGACCAACAGAGUUUCAAGGGCUACCUCACGCGGUGGAUGGCAGGGACAGCACAGGUGGUACCCGAGUUAUUCGACCGGAUCAUGGGUCUCCUGAAGCCCAACGCUGAGGCUGCCAUGUCUGUGUGCAAUGGGUCACCCGCAAGCGGGUUCAACGGCAAGCCCGGUACGGCUUGCGGUUUCAAGUGGAACCCUAGGGGCCAGUUUGACGGGCUGGUCGGUGUCGGCGCGCAGAUGAACGCCCUUGACGCCGCCAUGUAUAUGCUUGUUAAGAAGGCGGAUGUCAAGACCGCACCGGUGACGGCCGACACGGGUGGUACAUCGGUAGGCAACCCGAAUGCCGGUAUGAGCUUGCAGCCCAAGAUCCCUACACUACCACCGAUCGAGACCAAAGAUAAGGUGGCUGCCGGCUUUGCUACUACGGCUCUGGUGCUCAGUGUCGUGGGAGGCUGUUUCUUUAUUAUGAAAUGA